This is a messenger RNA of Paramecium sonneborni, 1293 nucleotides long. Lineage: Eukaryota; Ciliophora; Oligohymenophorea; Peniculida; Parameciidae. The record is from the annotation of a GenBank genome assembly.
AUGAAAAACAAUCAAUUUAAGAUUAGAGUAACAUUAGAUAGUACUCCUUCAACUUAUUAAACUACUGAAACUUUUUCAUUAUGGGAAAACUUAUAGAGACCUAAAGAAUCUCCAAAAAAAUGUAAAAUUAAAAUAACAAGAGACCCACUCGAAAAUGAGUGUCCUCUAUAAUAACCGAACCCAUUUUUAUUUAACGAAUAAUUGAAGCAUAGUUUUAGAGAUUACUUAGAAGGUCAGAAAACAGCAUUAAAUUUAGUAAAUGAAUGUAAUCAUAUCAUAAGUUAAUCACAUAAAAUGGAUUAACUAAAAUUAUUUUCAAAUGUACAUAAAUUUAGAAGUCAUUUAAAAUAAAGAUCCUCUGUUAGAUUAUCUAUGAUAUAAAAUACUUCAUAAACUGAUGAUCUACUUUAAAGAAAAAUUAAAAUUUAAGAAAGAUUUAAUAAGAUCCAAAUUUUGAUCCAAUAAAGGAUGCAAGCAAAAAAUAAAAAAGAUUCACUUAAAGAUGUUCAAUUAUUUAAACAUUUAUUUGAAACUUGUGAAAAAAAUGUUAACAAAAUUAAAUCGAAGAAUCUACUUUCUGAAAAAGCUGAUGGAGUAAGAGAAUAUGAUAAAAUAAAAUAUUCUAAAAAUCCUUAAGGAUCAUUGAGAGUUCGUUUAGGUACUGAUGAUAAUAAAGUUUUAUCUAAUAGUUUAAGGAGCAAGACUUUACCAGAUUAAUAAACAAUUCAUUUAACAAGAAAAAAGGAAAGAGAAAAGAUGAAUGCAAAAUUAAAUGAAUUUUUAGAAUAAGAUAAAAAUUAAGAAAAAAAUCUUCUUCUUAAAGCUAAAAGAAAUUUAAUAAGAGAAUUUAAGAAUGGUAAUAAGAAAUUUCAUUAAUUUGAACCUAAUUAAUUUAAUACAACAGAUCCUUUAAGUAAGGAUGUAAAGUUUUAUGCUUAUAUGUUCAUGAAACCUAAAAAUGAUGAUAAUUAAUAAAAAAAGGAUCAAAAAUAUAAAUUAUGUAAGACUGCUCGAAUUUAAAAAAAUAAUGAGAGACAUUAUUUAGCCAAUUUUAAUAAAAUAUAAUCUAAUUCAAGAGAAGAAAGUGUAGAGUAAGAUUCUUCUUUUAAUUCUAUGCUUGAAAUCAAUAUAGACAAUCUAUAUAAAAGAAGCAAUGACUUGUAAAAUAUGAUUCUGAAUACAAAAUCUGAAAAAUUUGUAAAAAGAAUUAGACAAUUUUAAAAAGUGCAAUCCUUAACCUCAUAAAUAAUUAAAGUGAAUGAAUAAAAGCUAUCUAAUACUAAAUUAUUAUGA